UGCGGCGGUUCCAACGAUGUUCCGGCAGGACAGCAAUGACGACACUGAAGAUGUGUCCCUCUUUGAUGCAGAUGAUGAAGUAUCCAGGAGAUCCAAAAAGUCUAAAAUAAGGCACCCGGUGGCAUCCUUCUUUCACUUGUUCUUCCGAGUCAGUGCCAUAGUGGUCUAUCUGCUCUGUGAGCUCCUAACCAGCAGCUUCAUUGCCUGUAUGGUGACAAUUAUCCUGCUCUUGUCGUGUGACUUUUGGGCUGUGAAGAAUGUGACAGGGCGACUGAUGGUUGGCCUUCGCUGGUGGAACCAGGUGGAUGAUGAUGGUAGAAGUCACUGGGUAUUUGAAGCCAGAAAGGUCUCGGCACARGGGAAUAAGAGCUCAUCGGAAGCAGAGUCUCGAAUUUUCUGGCUAGGUCUAAUCACCUGUCCUAUGAUCUGGGUGAUAUUUGCGUUCAGCGCUCUCUUUUCUUUCAAAGUGAAGUGGCUGGCGGUGGUCGUCAUGGGGGUGGUGCUCCAGGGAGCCAACCUUUAUGGCUAUAUCCGGUGCAAAGUUGGCAGCAGGAAGAACUUGACGAGCAUGGCCACCAGCUACCUUGGGAAGCAGUUCUUGCGGCAGACUGUGGCUAAAGAUGACCAGACAGCAUCUUGAGGAUGGCAGAAGCCUUAAGUCAGGCUGGAUUUGCAGUGGUGAACUCGGAGAGUGCUACUUUGACCGUGGAAUUUGGGAGCUGCAUUAACAGUGUGUGAAUUAAAAGAAGUAAAUAAAUUGUGCGAGACUUCAGGUUAACACUCCUAGYAACUUGCAUUCAGUUUUUCUCUAGCAGUUGUGUUUCUUCAGUUUGAUUUGAAUUAAUUUGCCUAAACUUUAAAAACCAUCCUAGUUGGCUCCCACACAGGGUCUACAUGUACUGGAUGAACUGAGACAGAAAAGCUGAGCGUUCUUCUUCAGAAAAACCGUGCGUGAGCCCAGGCUUCUGUUAGCUGAGAGCAUCCAGCAAUUGGCACCUCAAAGAGUUUCAGCUGUAGAGUUACCUGUAUUGUGUUCGUAGAGGUAAUUGCUACUUACUACAAUGUUCAGACCCCUGUUCCUUAGAUCUCUCUCUCGUUCUGUGAUUUGGGUAUCUGAGCUUGUUGAGGUCUCUGGAUUUAAAGGACAUGCGGCUUUAGUUAGAGGAGGUCUAGUGGAACCCCUGCAAAGUGACUUUGAAGCAGCUCUGGUCUUUUAUUGGAGGUCACAGUAACAUCUUGCCAAGACCAUGAAUCAGCCCCUGGGUGUUGCACAAAAUCCCUCUUCUACCGUCAGGCCUGUGUCUGAGUGGAGUCUGCGGUGAGAGCAGGUUACAAGGAAAGGUGGGCACACGAGUUCCCAGGCACAGCAAGGCCAUGAGUCAUUUUGUCAAGGCUGACAAAAGCUGUUAAAAUAAUGCCAUUUAACGUUAAAAUGAUGCCAUGUGGCAUCGCUUGGGGGCUGUACAGUAGUAAUGUAGUUGAUGCCCAGAUAUUUAUCUCCAAGCCCAGGUGAGGGUGCAGCUUAAUGUGACCCGUUGGGUCCUUGGCCAGGCCCUCAGUGCAGGAUAGUGGGACACGUUGCUGACUGGGUGUUGAUAAUUCAGCCCUUUAAACCAGAGCAGAAUCUGAACUCAAGGCCCUUUACUUCUCACUGUUAAAUGACCAGAAGGGUGUUUUAAAUACUGCACUUACAGAGUUAUCUAAAAACCUGGCRUUAGCGUGGACUUUGCAAGAUGCUUACAUUUCUUGAAUCCAGGCAAUAUGCUGUUCCAUGAAUGUGCUCUCCAAGCAGUCCUUGGGCUGAGGAAAAAGUCUUUUGURUGAUCAUGAAAUUGGAGCUUAUAAUGUUCAUGUAGAUGGAAAAAGUGGUGAAUUUGGUGCAUAGCACUAUACGAAAGGGGUUGGUUCCUUCUUGCAAUGUAGCUCUGUCAAGGCAGAUGCUUUUACAUCAGGGGAUAUUCUGAGCUUCUGAUGAGGUCUUUUAAAUUAAGAAUGUGUUUUCUUUUUUGAAUAAUGGGUAUUGUAAAUUGUGGGAUUGUAUUGAUGAUAUUUUUUUCUGCCUGUACUGUAGC
This is a messenger RNA of Nothoprocta perdicaria, 2072 nucleotides long. Its product is annotated as Golgi apparatus membrane protein TVP23 homolog B. The transcript is spliced from 7 exons. Gene Ontology annotation, cellular component: Golgi membrane. Lineage: Eukaryota; Metazoa; Chordata; Aves; Tinamiformes; Tinamidae. Bases 17 to 640 code for a protein of 207 amino acids. Gene Ontology annotation, biological process: protein secretion; vesicle-mediated transport. The record is from RefSeq and is a predicted model, not a curated record.